CGCGCGAGCAUGGGUCGAUGCGACGGGAGAUGCACGCUGGUGGUCAUUUGUUCCCUGCAGCUGCUGGCGGUGUUACAGAGACAGGUUUUUGAUUUCCUGGGUUACCAGUGGGCUCCCAUCCUGGCCAAUUUCCUCCACAUCAUAGCAGUCAUACUGGGAGUGUUUGGCACUGUACAGGUCCGCUCCCGCUACCUCAUACUGUAUGCUGUGUGGCUUGUCAUCUGGGUUGGCUGGAAUUCUUUCAUCAUCUGUUUCUAUUUGGAGGUGGGCCACCUAUCUCAGGAUAGGGAUUUCCUUAUGACGUUUAACACGUCCCUCCAUCGCUCCUGGUGGAUGGAAAAUGGGCCUGGUUGCUUAGUAACGCAGGUGCCUGACUCCCCAUUGGCUCCUGAGGACCAUCAUGUGAUCACAGUCAGUGGCUGUCUGCUGGACUACCAAUACAUAGAGGUGGUCAGCUCUGCUCUGCAAGUUUUCCUCGCUCUCUUUGGCUUUGUAUAUGCCUGCUACGUGAGUAAAGUCUUCCUGGAUGAAGAGGACAGCUUUGAUUUCAUUGGAGGAUUUGAAACCUAUGGUUACCAGCCUCCACAGAAGAGUUCCCACUUACAGCUUCAGCCACUUUACACGUCAGUAUCUCCACACAUAACACAGAUAAAACUGCUCGCUCUGUAUUAG
Molecule: messenger RNA, 672 nt
Organism: Chanos chanos (milkfish)
Lineage: Eukaryota; Metazoa; Chordata; Actinopteri; Gonorynchiformes; Chanidae
Gene: nkain1
Product: sodium/potassium transporting ATPase interacting 1
Exons: 6
Coding region: 10-672 (220 amino acids)
Biological process (GO): regulation of sodium ion transport
Source: RefSeq, a predicted model, not a curated record